CCGUGUUUCGGUACUCAACCCUAGACGGGACAGUCGCUAUGGAAAUAAAUUUAUGUAGCAUUGAAUAGUGGAUUUCGACGGUAUUUAUUGCAUUGUUAAUGUGCCUGACAUUCUGGGACAAGCUGCACAGAAUGAACCCAGGUGAAAACAGUGAGCAAAAUGAGCAGGUAGAAUUUGGUCUCUGCUGCCAUCUAGUGGUGAUCAGCAGACUCGCCUUGAGGUGUAACAGGUACACAUCACGUUUUCCAUCAAGUCAAGGAAAAUUUGCAGUUGUAAGAAAGUCUAUUAGAGCAGACAAUCAAAAGACUCGACUGCAUCACGUGAUUUAAGAGAAUUCCCGAAUCUGCGGGACUUUCAGUUUCACUUUCCUGUCAUCCAGGGAGUGGUGAGGUCGUUCUAAUAUCCUAAACCUGUUUUGGUGAUGGAAACUGAUGUUUGUGCGUCCAUGAGAAUAGAUGAAGACAGAUAGGAGGCUUCUUUGUUGGAUCACUUCCUUUUGAAACUUCACACACACGAAAAGAACCAAGUGCACACCUACAGGAAAUAACUUUGGUAAAGGAGAGCGCCUGUUCUCAGUUGAGAGUGAAGCUGGUGGUGGUGAUGAUGAUGAUGAUGAUGAAGACGGAGAUGGCUGCUGUCUUUGUCAACACGCUCCUUCUGCUCUGCUGCUGCUUCAUCACCUCCACAGUUUCUCAGGAGAAUGUCUAUGCUGCAGCAGGUGAGGAUGUCACGCUGCGGCUGAAAAACAAACUGGACUCAUCAGAACGCCUGUACUGGAAGCACAACGGAACACAAAUUGCCUUGAUGAAGUCAGGAAGAGUUGUUAUCGGGGUAGACGAAGGCUUAGGGACAGAUGGAUCUUUGACACUGAGGGACUUGAAGAAAGGCUCUGUGGAAGUUUACACCUCACAGAUUUUCAAGGGAGGUAAUCUGGAGCAUGAAAACACCUUCAUUGUACGUGUGCUGGACAAGGUCCAGAAACCUACACUGGUGGCUACCUGUGAGAAACACACAGAGACUUUCAAGUGUCAAGUUCCUCAGGCCGAGGGUCUGACCAUCGCAUGGCUGCAGGAUGAGAAGCCGCUGAAAGAGACCGGCCCAACUCUGACACGGGACCCAAAAAAACUGACAGCAGAGAGCAGCUUCAAAUGCAACGUUUCCAACCACAUCAGCUUUGAAAUCAGCCAGCCGGUUAAAAAAACCUGUCCUGUGCCUGAUCCACCUGCCACUAAAGAGUUAUUUGGCUUUGACUUCUGGACCAUGGUGGGCAUCCUGGCUGGUGGAGGAGGUCUUGUUCUGCUGCUGAUUAUCGUCACCAUCGUUUUAUGCACCCGGGCCAGACGCCGACGACACAAUCGACUGAAGGCGGAGGGGAGGGGAGAGCUUGAAAUGGCAUGGUCCAAUCAACAGUAACAACAACAACAGCAACAGUACCAGCCGGCCAGACACGGUGGUCCAGGGCUCAAGGCCAGCUGAGGUAGAUGAGGACCAGCCUCCUCCUCUUCCUCAGCCCAGGAAGAAAGGUCCCAGAACUCAAAGAACGAGAUAUGACGUCAAUCCAUGAUUUCAGGAGAUGGAUCCUCUCGUCCUGGUCUCGCCUGCCUUUCUCUGCUCCUUCAGUCUCCUCCUUUACCGAUUCCCCUCACUCCUGAUCUUCUCCUGUGACAAAACCUCAAGAUCAAGUAUUUUAUGAAAUGUUUCAGUCGAAGACAUUUCACUUCUUUGUGCUUUGGGGCUCAAAAACAUGGUGUCGUGAAAAGCAUUUUCUGUAAAGCAACUGUGCUCUUUAUUCUGUAACACAGAAAAAGCUGUGCAAUUCUGAAAUUUUACCUUAAACUAUGAAUAGUCACACUUAAGCUAAAAUGUAAAUGUAAAUGUAGCUUAAUCCUCUACAUGCAAAUGAGUUUUGAUGACAUCACAAAACAGACAAACAAACUUUGGGGAACUUCUGGGUUGUUUUCCCUUGUACAGACUCACAGUGCUAAUAUGGUGAUGUAUUGUUAACUAAAUCUUUCUUAUCCCAUACUCUGACAUUUUAUAAUAAAGCACAUUCUGGUGUGAGUGGAUCUUC
Molecule: messenger RNA, 2071 nt
Organism: Myripristis murdjan (pinecone soldierfish)
Lineage: Eukaryota; Metazoa; Chordata; Actinopteri; Holocentriformes; Holocentridae
Exons: 9
Coding region: 601-1413 (270 amino acids)
Cellular component (GO): membrane
Source: RefSeq, a predicted model, not a curated record